Messenger RNA from Suillus paluster, 881 nucleotides. RefSeq lists its product as uncharacterized. The coding region runs from base 178 to 786 and encodes 202 amino acids. Lineage: Eukaryota; Fungi; Basidiomycota; Agaricomycetes; Boletales; Suillaceae. The transcript is spliced from 5 exons. The record is from RefSeq and is a predicted model, not a curated record.
GAUAUUCAUAUCUGUUUUCGAAAACCCUCGGAAGGGGAAAAUGUCUAUUUAUGUCGCCUCUCGCCGCCACAAAAACACUAGCACCGCUUACGCGAGCUAUUCACCUUCCAUUGGCUUUUUUUCCAUUGUCGUCCUAAGGCCGGCAAGCUGUCGUCGACACCUAGAUGCUCUACCGAAAUGGCCACUACCGCUUUUCUAUGUCUCAAGGUCGCAGAUGCGUUAUAUGUAAGCGCAGUCAGUUUUCAACAAUCGUUUCAUCGUGUUUGGUGUCCUUGGUCGCCACCCAAGGAUAGCAAUAGUGUCGCGUUCAAUGCCGCAAUCCACGUCAUUCAUGCUGUUUUCCCGGCUUUCAUUCGACUCGCCACGAAUCCAUUGGACCACCCGCCGACUAUGGGUGUCGUCCUAGGCCGCCACCAAGAGCCAGAGUCACGAAGGUAUAAAAAUCCAGCGCAAUGCACAUCGUACAUCCCGCUCCAUCUCGCAAACCUCACUAUGUGCCUCACAAGAAAGUGUCUCGAACAUUGCGAUAGGUGCGGGUGGGACAGGCCCAUGGGAUUUCACCAGACCGAUAUAUGCAACGCCCGGCAGCUCUGCAACAUCGCGAAUGAUAGGAGCAACCCGGAGUACAGCCGCGUUCCUCAUUCACAGAGCGAUAUUGCUAGGUACAACAGGGAUUGCCGCGAGAGGAGCAGUACAGUAGAUUUCCUAUGGAGCCAUGUGGAAUCUUGUGCUCAUUGCCCGCGGUGUUCCACACUUUCGUACUUUCGUUUGAUGCGACUUAAUUAGGAUGUCCGCAUUUCGUAUGUAUGGAGGCAACAACUCGGUUUUAUUCAUUUACACAUGUUCAAGUUGUUCAUUUUAAUAAUCAAGUUUUAUUCCAA